AUGGCAUCAGCGAGCCUGCAGUUCUUUGCUUUUAUUCUGGCUUUGUUUGGUGUUUUGGGAGCUAUCACAGCCACCUUGCUACCAAACUGGAAGGUAAAUGCAGACGUUGGUUCAAACAUCAUAACAGCUAUAACACAGAUGCAAGGACUUUGGAUGGACUGCACAUGGUACAGCACGGGGAUGUUCAGCUGCACCCUGAAGUACUCCGUCCUCUCUCUCCCUGUCUACAUCCAGGCUGCACGGACCACCAUGGUGCUCUCCUGUAUCCUGUCAGCCCUCGGGGUCUGCAUCGCUACGGUGGGCAUGAAGUGCACCAAGCUGGGAGGGGACGCCGACAGCAAGAGCCACGCCUGCUUUGCUGGAGGAGCCUGCUUCCUUCUCGCAGGCAUCUUUGGACUAGUACCAACAUCCUGGUACACCAGAGAGAUUAUUUCCAAUUUUCUGGACCAGAACAUUCCGGAAAGCAGCAAGCAGGAGCCGGGAGGAGCAGUUUACACAGGAUUCAUUUCAGCAGCGUUCCUGCUCAUCGCAGGUGUCAUCUUCUGCACUUCCUGUGUCAAAAAGCAGCAAGGAGCAUGGAUGUACCCUCCAAAACACUACCCAGCCAACGAGCAGGAGAGCAACGCAGGUUACAGCCUGAAGGACUACGUGUAA
Messenger RNA from Merops nubicus (carmine bee-eater), 654 nucleotides. It is a transcript of the gene CLDN20, whose product is annotated as claudin 20. The record is from RefSeq and is a predicted model, not a curated record. NCBI's taxonomy places the organism in Eukaryota, Metazoa, Chordata, Aves, Coraciiformes, Meropidae. Bases 1 to 654 code for a protein of 217 amino acids. Gene Ontology annotation, biological process: cell adhesion; bicellular tight junction assembly. Gene Ontology annotation, cellular component: plasma membrane; bicellular tight junction. The transcript has a single exon. Gene Ontology annotation, molecular function: structural molecule activity.